AUGGCGGAUAAAGAGAAAAAGAAGAAGGAAAGCAUUUUUGACCUGUCAAAGUACAUUGAUAAACCCAUUCGUGUAAAGUUUCAAGGAGGGAGAGAAGCCAGUGGGGUCCUGAAGGGCUUUGAUCCGCUGUUAAACCUGGUACUGGACGGGACCAUAGAGUACAUGCGUGAUCCAGACGACCAGUUGAAGCUGACAGAGGACACGCGGCAGCUGGGGUUGGUGGUGUGCAGAGGAACUUCUGUGGUGCUCAUCUGCCCUCAGGACGGCAUGGAGGCAAUCCCCAAUCCUUUCGUACAGCAGCAGGAUGGCUGA
Knipowitschia caucasica is the source of this 312-nucleotide messenger RNA. Lineage: Eukaryota; Metazoa; Chordata; Actinopteri; Gobiiformes; Gobiidae. The record is from the annotation of a GenBank genome assembly.